AUGGAAGCUUUCACGCGCCUAUUGGACUACGUUGUCGAAUACGAGUCUGAAUUCAGUGCUGCAUCAAAGGACAUCUCGAAGAACGCUCUUGUGAUGCAACAAGACGAGCUGAGAGAGAUGUGGUGCAAAGCGAAAGCUGCCCAUGACGACCUCAACAGCAAAGGGGACAUGUCUGCAAAGGACUAUGCCCUUAUUAAAAAAAAAUUCAAGCUAGGUGGUCAAUGCUACAUACGUUGCAUGGGGGCAAUGAAGGAUAUGUCUGAGAUCCUCUCAACCCCCAAAGACACAGAAAAGUCUGCUGAGGUAGACAAUAACCACUCCCUUCCGCCUUGCGAUACCGAUGUUUUCAAAGGGGACUACCUUUCAUGGCCAACAUUCCGGGAUAUGUUCACGGCCGUAUACAUCAAAAGCAAGCGCCUGUCACCUGUUGAGAAAUUAUACCAUCUCAACAAAAAGACUCAAGGGGAAGCGAAGGUUAUUGUGUCGAAAUGCCCUCUUACAAAUGAUGGCUUUGCAAUGGCAUGGAAGGGUUUAACUGACAUGUACGAAAACGAGCGUAUACUAGUCGAAACCCAAGUUGACAUACUGCUCGACUUACCGUCAAUCGACAAGGAGUGCUCGGUUUCGAUAAAAUGGCUACAGCGGGAGAUCAACAGCUGCAUCUCCUGCCUGACAGCCAAUAAAGUGGACAUUGGGAACUGGGACCCAAUCAUAAUCCGCAUAUGUUCCAAGAGACUGCCACAAGCAACAUUAGCCCUGUGGGAACAGUCUGUAAAGAACAAAACAAAAACGUCAAAGUGGGAGGAAUUGGACAACUUCCUCACGGAUAGAUACCGUGAUUUAGAGGCAAUCGAACGUGCCAAGAAAUCGUCCAAUUCUGUAAAGCCUGUCAGUGCACCCACACAGAACAGAAACAACAACAAUAGCCAUCAGAACAGACUCGGCGCCUUCCAAUGUCGCAAUGCACGCACCAGUGCAUUCAACUGCAGCACGUGCCACGCGAGGCAUCACACACUACUACAUUUGAGGACAGUGCAGCCUAGCAGCCAAAGAGGCUCAUCUACGCCAUCGGACGAGAUUCCGUCUACGUCCAGGCAAGCGCAGCAGAGACGCAACUUCAACAAGUCGAAAGGCAAGCCAACGACUCAAGUACAGUCGUGCUUCGCUAACAGCGACAAAGGUGUCUUGUUAGGAACGGCACAAAUAAAUGUAAAUUACAGCGGCGUUACUUAUGCCGCAAGAGCACUCAUCGACUCGGGGUCAGAGUGCUCUUUCAUCACAGAAAGGCUGAAGCGCAGAAUCAACUUGCCAGUGCGGAAGAUAAAUGCCCAGGUGUCAGGCAUCAACAACACCGUAUCUGCGCAAGUGAAGGAAUCAUGUUGUGUCGAGUUGCGGUCACCAAUAGACCCACUUAUAUCGAUCACAACGAACAUGAUGGUUCUGCCGAAAUUAACGGGAAACUUGCCGACUUGCCAUAUUAGCGCACUAACUCGGCAGGCUUUCCCAGAUCUCACGUUGGCGGAUAAGAGGUUCUUCGUCAAUGAACCCGUGGACGUCAUACUCGGUGGUGACGUCUAUCCCCAGAUUAUGCUGGAUGGCAUACGCAAGAACGUGCUGGGAUCACUUCUUGCGCAAGAGACAGUGUUCGGUUGGAUAGUCACAGGGCGUGCUAAUACAAUUAAGCCAACCAACACUUGCGUCUCUUAUUAUAACGAAAUAUCGCUGGAAAAGCAGUUAGCUUCGUUCUGGGAAUUGGAAGAGAUCUCCAAGGAAAAGAAAUUAAGCGAGGAGGACAGGUACUGUGAAGAGCUCUAUAAAGAGACAACGAAGCGAAAUGAAGACGGGAAAUACGUUGUAUCGCUACCAUUCAGGAAAGACUAUCCGGUCAACAUUAGUCUAGGUAGUUCCUUAAAGAUUGCGUACUCCCAGUUUUAUCGCAAUGAAGCUCGUUUGUCCAGAGACGAGAACCUGCAAAAAGAAUACAACAGAGUGUUAAACGAAUAUGUUGAGCUGGGUCAUAUGGCAAAGAUACAUACCAAUCAAACGGCCGACUCUAGUAACAACUAUUACCUGCCUCACCACGCCGUAAAAAAGGAAGAGAGCACAUCGACAAAGGUGCGUGUGGUGUUCAAUGCAUCGCAAGCCACUUCAAACGGCACUUCGCUGAAUGACAUCCUUCUCCCCGGUCCAGUUCUUCAGGCAGAUUUGACCAUAUUAAUUCUGCGAUGGCGUUUAUUUAAAUAUGUUUUCAAUAGCGAUAUUGAGAAAAUGUAUCGCCAAAUCCUAUUGAAAGCUGAUCAAACGAAGUACCAGCGAAUCGUUUUCCGCAACCAUCCGACCGAACAAACAAAUCUUUUUGAAUUGAAGACGGUAACGUUCGGAAUCAACUGCGCUCCUUAUCUGGCAAUAAGGACGUUACUCCAAUUAGCUGACGACGUUGAAAGCUCACUACCAGUAGCCUCAAACAUACUCAGGAAGUGCAUGUAUGUUGAUGAUGUCUUAGCAGGUGGACACUCUAUAGAGGCUGCAAUCAAAGCUAGAAAUGAGAUAAGGACAGCAUUGGAGUCGGCAGGUUUCCCAUUAAGAAAAUGGACAGCCAACUGUGGAAGAAUUUUACAAGGCCUUCCAAAGGACCACUUGCUAAACAAAGAGUUUUUAGACUUCGAAGACACAAGUGAUGUCAAGGCUCUUGGGAUAAGAUGGAAUGCACAUACGGACUUCUUUUAUUUUAAAACAAAACCAAUACUCAGCCCAGAAUCAUAUACAAAGAGAGCUAUUCUCUCAGAUAUCGCCAAACUGUUUGACCCAUUAGGAUGGCUAGCACCGAUAAUCGUCACAGCCAAAAUGAUAAUGCAACAUAUUUGGUUGGAAGGUACACAAUGGGACGAGGUUGUAUCUCCUACCACAUUGGAUCGUUGGCACACAUUCAUGGAUAACCACAGGUAUAUAAACAACAUUAAAAUUCCACGAUGGGUCCACUUCUCGCCGACGGACGAUGUGUCCAUUCAUGGUUUCUGCGAUGCAUCAGAGAAAGCAUACGCAGCAACGGUCUACCUGCGCGUAAGGACAAGCAACGAAGUUUUCGUCAGCCUACUAUUGGCAAAAACCAGAGUAGCGCCUGUAAAAACUAUCUCUUUACCGCGUCUGGAACUGUGCGGCGCCGUAUUACUGGCCGAAACAGUUGAAUCUGUCGUCAACAACCUGGAGCUGACUCAUCUUAAACUUAAACUAUGGACGGAUUCGACCAUCGUUCUCGCAUGGAUUCGCAAGCCACCAUGUUCAUGGUCAACGUUUGUAUCCCAUCGAGUGACAAAGAUUAUAGAAAAGGUUGGCAACGCAAAUUGGAAUCAUGUCGAUUCAGGAUCUAACCCUGCAGACUUAGCCAGUCGGGGACUUAUGGCACAGGAUUUGGUGGAAAACACCUUGUGGUGGCAGGGACCUUCUUGGCUGCAAGAAGAUCAAUCCAAAUGGCCAUUACGACAAAAUGACUACGAGACGACAACAGAGGAAAAACAGUCUUGCUUAAUUUCAUCCGAAGAAAUUAAAGCAACGACAAAACGUUGGAUAAUAAAUACGCAGAAGCAGAAAUAUGGUCAAGAGUAUGGUUGUCUGAAAUCCGGUAAGCCCAUCGAUGCAAAAAGUGAAAUCCUCUCUCUUAAUCCAUUCCUCGAUAAAGAUGAAGUGUUGAGAACUGGUGGCCGUCUCGCUCCUCAUAUGGGCGGACUUUGGGAAGCAGGUGUGAAAAGCUUUAAGAGUCAUUUCCGCAAGAUUGCGUCUGGGCAAAAAUAUACUCUUGAAGAGUUCAACACACUCUUAUGCCGAAUUGAGUCUUGCCUUAAUUCGCGACCAUUAAGCCCAGCCUCAAACGAACCUACUGAUUUGGAGCCACUUACUCCAGGACAUUUUUUGGUCGGCGGACAUCUGAUGGCCCCACCAGAACCGGAUAUAAAUGAAAGCAGUGCCUCUAUCGUAAAUAGAUGGCAAAAACUUAAGGCCUUACAUCAAUCCUUCUGCAAAAGGUGGAAAACCGAAUACCUGAAUGAAAUGCAGAAGCGUAUUAAGUGGAAACAUUCCAAAACAAAUUUAAAGACAGGUGACCUUGUCGUCAUCAAAGAAGACAAUUUGUCACCGAACGAGUGGAGAUUGGGUAGGAUUGUCAAUAUACACCCAGGUGCUGAUACCCGAGUGCGAGUAGUUGACAUUAUUACUGAAAAAGGCCAAGUUACAAGACCGCUUGCCAAAUUGGUCUUACUACCACCCUACGAGGAGGAAAACGAGGAUGCACACCCUACUCAACACAACCGUUCCCCAGCCACAUCGGAAGCCUAG
Messenger RNA from Bactrocera neohumeralis, 4329 nucleotides. RefSeq lists its product as uncharacterized. The transcript is spliced from 4 exons. Bases 1 to 4329 code for a protein of 1442 amino acids. The record is from RefSeq and is a predicted model, not a curated record. Gene Ontology annotation, molecular function: nucleic acid binding. NCBI's taxonomy places the organism in Eukaryota, Metazoa, Arthropoda, Insecta, Diptera, Tephritidae.